CACUUCUGCGACAUAAUCUUCAGUGCAGACUCCAACCAGUGCAGAUACUCCUAACAACAAAACACGCGCUCAUACUCGUUUACCGAGAACGCAUAUCGGUGGCGGGAGAUGUUGGAUGGAGCUCAAAAGGAUAUUUUUGUUUUGGCAGUGUAGUUUGUCUAAAUAAAGAACACCGCAGAAAGAGUUGUGACAAUAAACGCGAUUCAUUGUGGACGACAACGCGAAGAUGGAAGAUUUCGGGGUAUAUGCUGUUUUUGGAGUACACGGUCCUCCUCAACGGCUUGUGAGCGCUGAAGGUUCGUGCAGGGUGUCUGUCGCAGUUCCCCCGAGUGUCCGCCAGGUGGUGCUGUUCAGCAGCGGGCCGUGGGGGGCGCGGAUCUGCGUCAACGCGGAGCUCAACGAUGCAGACCGCUUCCCCAUCACGAUCGGAAAACUGACUCCUUACAACAAGUGCCUGUCGUGGGAGCAGUGGGAAGAGGAGAGCUGGACGGACAGCGUCACAUUGAGUGUGACUCUGGAAGGAGGAAACCUGGUAAAAGAAGAUUGGUCAAAGCCAGAGCACCUGUCUGUGAAGGAAUACACACCAAAGGACACGGUGGCUCCCCUCGCCGCCCGGGAGCUCAACGGCAAGAGGAAGAGAGAGCGAGCGCCAGAGGAAGACGCUGGCGGGAAUAAGACGACCGGUCGCGGGGAAGAAGAAGAAGAAGAAGAGAACGUGUGUCCCAAUGGCGCCGCGGAGAAGACCACGCCCGUGCGAAAGGUCAGAGGUCAAACCAAAGGGAGCCAGAAGCUGUUCACGACUGCAGCGGAUGCAAAGAAGACAAAGAGAACGGCUAAUGGAGCGGGUGAGGCACAGGGCAUUGUGGGAAAAACGCCUCCUCAGAGUGCUGCCCGGACGAAGAGUCGACCGACUCCCACACAAACCGCCCCAUUGGUCAGCCCGUCGGGCCGCUGGGGUCCAACCCUGUGUCCCAUUGAUGCACAGACAGCCAUCCUGAUCGGGGGUCAGGGAUCUCGGAUGCAGUUCUGCAAAGAUCCCAUGUGGAAGCUCUGCACAGAGGACAUGUCCUGGUUCGCGGCGGAGACUCUGGCGGAGGGCCCGACGCCCGAGGCCAGGAUCGGCCACACAGCUGUGUACGACCCGGACUCGAGGCGGAUCUUUGUGUUCGGAGGCUCAAAGAACAAGAAGUGGUUCAACGACGUUCACAUCCUGGACACACAGAGCUGGAAGUGGACCAUGGUGGAGGCUCAAGGGAAGGUUCCUUCUCUGGCCUACCACAGCUGCAGCAUGUUCCGGGGCGAGCUGUUUGUGCUGGGAGGAGUGUUUCCGCGUCCGAACCCAGAGCCCGACGGCUGCAGCGGCUCGCUGUACAUCUUCGACCCCAACCUCUCCAUCUGGUACCAGCCCAUCGUAACGGGCAACGCGCCCUCCCCACGCUCAGGACACUCUGCAUGUGUGAUGCAGGAGAGGAAGAUCUAUGUGUUCGGUGGGUGGGACACUCCGGUCUGCUACAACGACAUGUACACGUUGGACCUCGGUCUGAUGGAGUUUUCUGCUGUGAAAACAACUGGGAAGGCCCCCUCUCCUCGAAGUUGGCACGGCAGUGCUGUGCUCUCAGACACAAAGUUCCUGAUCCACGGAGGCUACAACGGGAGUAACGCUCUCAGCGACACGUUCAUCUUUGACAUCGACACCAACUGCUGGACGGAGGUGACUCUCCCUCAGCUGUCCGUCCCCAGGGCGGGCCACGCCAUCAUCACCAUGGACACGGCCAGGCGCCGCCGUUUCUCUGGGGACGCGGCGAUGGACGUGAGCUCUGUCAGAAGAACCCUGCUGGUGUUCGGGGGCGGAGACAACGAGGGCAACUUCUACUCCGACCUGACGACUGUUGCCGUGGACGACCUGCCCAGUGCUACUUAAAGAGAGCGAGUCAGAGGUGGAUCCUCACUCCUCAUUAUGAAGCUUUUUUUAAUGCCCCCCACAGAUUUUUAUUAUUAUUUAUAUUCUUACGGUUUGACGGCUCUUUUUGUUAACGUUUUAUGGUGUGAGCCAUCUUUUAAUUCUACUAGGAUUUUAUAAAGGUGUGGGUUUAUUUGGAGGAUUUUCUUUGACACACAUGUGACAACGAGACUACUUGUCUAUGUUGUGCAUGACAGGAAUACUGGAGGUAAUUUUUAAGCAAACUUCAAGGAAACGUUAAUCCUCGUUCUCUCCCUGUGGUUCCAUGUUAAUAACCACAAUGUUCAUGGUGUAAGACAUCAAACAUUUGGAUUAUUUUAGUCACCAAGGACACUACUGAUUUAUGUACAUAGUUUAUCAAAUUCUUCCUCACUUAUCUGAUAUUUGGAAUGUGUUGCCUUCGGAUGUCUGAAUUUGCUGAGCAUAACUGAGUGAUAUGCUCAGAAUCACGUAAUUGUCAUUUUCAAAUUCAUCUUCCCAUGCUGGUCAUUUGCACUUGGCUUCUGUCUUUACUCAAUAAAUAUUUUGAUUUUC
Molecule: messenger RNA, 2494 nt
Organism: Pungitius pungitius (ninespine stickleback)
Lineage: Eukaryota; Metazoa; Chordata; Actinopteri; Perciformes; Gasterosteidae
Gene: krcp
Product: kelch repeat-containing protein
Exons: 13
Coding region: 227-1921 (564 amino acids)
Molecular function (GO): protein binding
Source: RefSeq, a predicted model, not a curated record